AUGCAUAUCUCGACCAUUUCUCUCCUAGCGGCAUUGGCCGGUAGCACUAUCGCUCACCUCGCUCUUCCGUUUGCUUUCCAGAGCGCUGAUGCUGCCAAACCGCCUUCGUCACAUCAACCCAUCGGCGGCCACGGCUGCUCGGUGAGCAGCCGUGCACCUGGACCUCAGAGCGCCAAGCGCGGUCAGUACACUCUCAAGUGGCAGGAUGGCGCAGUGUGUCCCUCGCACGGAGAACAGCAGUGGACAGGCACCAUCGACGUGAGCAACCACCGCCGCCUGUUUUUCUGGGCCUUUGAGAGCCGCAACGAUCCGGAAAACGACCCCGUCAUCUUCUGGAUGCAUGGAGGGCCUGGUGAAUCGUCCAUGGCCGCCGUCUUCACAGAAAUUGGCCCUUGCAUGUUCCGCGACGACGGCAUCGAUAUCCCCGAGCCGAACCCUUGGUCCUGGAAUAAAAAUGCCAAUCUAGUAUUUAUCGACCAGCCUGCCGGUGUCGGAUUUUCCAGCAUUGCUCGAGGUGGAAAGCUACCUGCCAGAGAUAUGGACGGCGCCGAAGACUUUCAAGAGUUCCUCAACAUCUUCUUCCGCGAUGUGUUCCCGAGAAAGGCGCACCUGCCCAUCCACAUUGCCACCGAGAAAUAUGGUGGCCAUUGGGGUCCGACUUAUAUUGAUCAUAUUCUGACAUCUCGCCAAAGAAAUACACCGACUGCGUUUUGGGGCAACAUUACCUCCAUGAUUCUGGUUAAUCCUAUGAUUGAUUACGGGGGGCUCAUCCCAGGCUUCUUCCAGCUGCUAUGCAAAGACAAACGUGGCGAGGGCAUUAUGUCAGAAGAUCAGUGCGUGGACAUGCUUGAAGCUCUACCAAAUUUUGAGGCAUUGGCUCGUGAAUGCCGGCAAACAUUGGAUGUCGAGAAAUGCGCAGCUGUUCCCGCUUAUGCGGAGACAAACAUCACGGCUUACUAUCGUGACCUAGUUGAACAGGGCGAACGCAGUCCUGAUCACCUCUACAACCCUUGCAUGGACCCCCCAGACUGCCAUCGUCCAGAGAUGGGCAAUAUAACGGAGUAUCUGAACCGCAGAAUAGUGAAGUUGAAGAUCGGGUUUCCUGAAUGUUUUAAUUUUACCGAAAAGAAUGAUUUUAUAGAAUCGGCUUAUUUCUUUGCUGAGUCCCCCUGGAUUCCUACUACACAAAAGGUCGCGGCCAUUCUCGAUGCAUACAAGAGGCCCAAAAUAAUUUUCGAUGGUUCGAGCUUCGGCGAUGUUCGUGUCCUGGUCCUCAACGGAAAUUUGGAUCCCUUUGGCAAUACUCAGGGCAACAUGGAUCAGUUCGACAAGAUAAACUGGAGCCGCAAGAUCGAGUACCGCAUUGCGGCCUGGCAAGCUCUCAACAAGAAAGAAUUCAAGUCAACGGGAUUAUGGAAGGGAACCAAGGAUGGAAGACUUGUGUUUGUGGGUGUCGACAAUGCCGGAGGCAUGGUGCCAACAGACGCCCCAGAGACGAGCUAUCAUAUUCUAGAUCGAUGGCUGCGCAACGAUUGGUGA
Beauveria bassiana ARSEF 2860 is the source of this 1539-nucleotide messenger RNA. RefSeq names its product carboxypeptidase Y. The transcript is spliced from 2 exons. Gene Ontology annotation, biological process: proteolysis. The record is from RefSeq and is a predicted model, not a curated record. Gene Ontology annotation, molecular function: serine-type carboxypeptidase activity. NCBI's taxonomy places the organism in Eukaryota, Fungi, Ascomycota, Sordariomycetes, Hypocreales, Cordycipitaceae. Gene Ontology annotation, cellular component: fungal-type vacuole. Bases 1 to 1539 code for a protein of 512 amino acids.